GAGAGUACAAGCGAAGUCAUCAUUUCCUGACAGGGAAGCGACGAAAUUAGUACCAUGGUUUCCUGUUUUCUCAGAAACAGUUGCUAAUGCAGGAAGAUAAUUCUUCAGCGAAAAAAAACACCAAAGUUCUCAGGGAAAAUGGAGAGAGAUAGGUGGUUUUGUGGGCAUUGUCAGGGGUAUUCGUUUCGAAGUGCCUUAUACUACAACAUGGACUUAACAAAUUUUUUACAACAGCGCUAACUUUAACUUACAUUAACGGCAAGCUUCGAGCGUCAAAAUCUAACAAAAAUGCUGCAUGUGUUUUAUGUCGACCUGGGGAGUACGUACAGUUUUGAAAUGGAGCUGGCGAUGGAAAGUGUUCAGGUGCUGAUGAGUACACUGGCUGUUGAAACGGGUAUCCCAGAGGACAAGCAAGUCUUGUUGAUAUCAAAUGGUGAAGCAUUGGAUCCCAGAGAAAGAGUCUGCAGUUAUAACAGUGCUGGCACUGAUACCAAUCCAAUAUUUUUGUUCAGCAAAUCCACCAUUGAGUCCUCCAUUCCACCAUCUCCCAGUCUAAACUUAGGUUCAGAAGCAAAUUUGAAGGAGCAAGUAGAAAAAUCUUUGAAUUUACCACCCACAUAUGAAACUCUUGUAUCCAGAGCUCAGCUAGCAUCUGAAUUCUACUCGCUUUCCGUCCAAAUUGCAGAGAGCUGUGAAAAUCUAGUGUGUGAGCAAAAGCUCCAACAGAAGGGAUGGUCAGCAGUUGUUGCCAAUUUGGAAAGCAUUGCAAGUGAGUUUAAAGUCAGAUCAAGUAGUGUUCAUCAAAUCUACUCAGAGUUUCUGGAUUCAAGGACAAGAUAUAUUGAGUUACUUGAUAGGUUCAAAGACAUCUUGCCUCUACUAGCCAAGGUACCUGUUCUUCCAUGUCUCAUUUCAAGACAGCUUUCCCAAGUUAGACAACAGGAUAUAGUUAGUCUACUGGACUGGAUAAGUGCACAGGACAACAAGAACAGUCUCCAGGACAUGGUCAAACAGUGUAUUGAGGCAGUGGAGCAGUUUGACGAAUCACAUCUUACUGAAAUUACUACAGAAGUAAAUCAGGUUUUAGAGUCUCUUGAUAAUACGAAUAUGAAAGAAAUCAAAGGAUUGGAUGAAAGACUAGCUGGACUUCAACACAUUCUUCAGAAUGUGCAAAAUUUCUGUCAGUCCCAAGCAGACAUGUCACAGGGUCUUCAACAGAAUGUGACAAGUGUUCAAAAUGUUGGCCGCGACCGUUCAGUUCUUUCUGAUUUAUGUGCCAGUCACCAAAAACAGCUUUUGAUGAUGACUAAGAAUCACUCACACUUGAGGGAUAUCAGGAAAAAAUGUGCAAGAGCUAAGGAUGAGUUAUCUGCUAAUCUCCACACCAGAUUAAGAUGGAUCAUGUAUAUUGAGAAGAAGAUAUGUGAAUGUGAUGGAACCAUCAUCAUGUAUCAUGAAAAUAUAAGAAGAAUAAAGCGAAGGUUGGAGAUUAUUGAACAAGUGAACGAGGCACCACGCAUGUAUAUCUUAGCUGUUGCAGAAGUAGUGAGAAGAAGGUCAUUUUCUUCGCAAUUUCAAAAGUGGGCUAGUAAAUUAUGUGAGAUCUCAUUAGAAGCAAGGACAGAGGAAACUGCACACAGAGAGGAAUUUGAGUUGCAGUUUGGCCAGCAUUUUUUACAAAGUUUAUUCAGUGGUUUGUCUGACAGGCCAUCUAGAUUUGUGGAAAAGCCACCCAAACCUUUUGACGAACAGCUUCCAGUCAUAACAGAAAGAGACCUACAAGAAUUGAAAGAUCAGAUUCCAGAGCUAGCUUCUUAUUUGGAGUCUAGUUCUGUCAAUGUCAGCAUGGGAGAGGAAGGCACAAAAACCAGUUUUUUACAUUCAGAAGAACUUGAAAAUGUUAGCGAUGUAGCCCAAUUUUCUGUAAAACUUGAAAGAACUAGUGAUGGUAUUACAGAUAAGAAAGUGACAUCCUCAAUUGAGGACAUGUCUUCUUCUGAGAGCAAAGCUACCCAGAUGAGUGUGGACACUUCAACCCAAGCUGAAUGGACAUGUAGUGGCAAUCAGAAUACUCUUGAACAGGAAGGGAGGCAAGGGGCCACAGAAAAUUACUGUACUCAGGAUACUACAGAGACCACCGAAAAUCCUCAUGAUAAUAAUUCUAAUCAGAGAAAAAAAAGUAACAGUGAUACUUCUUCAGAGAAAAGCUCUGCAGCUGAUGAUAGUGACCUAGUUUUUCGUUCAGCACAUGAGGAUUAUGUAACUGUUUUUGAUGGGGAUUUGACGGUUAAUUUCAAUGAAAAGGAGAUCCCCCCUGAUUUACAACCAGUGGCUGAAGUUCAAGAAGACUGUGCUGGAUUGCUUGAGGAAGCCAGUCAAACACCAACUCUUGCUAGUUCUGGAACUCAGAGUACUGAAAGAUCUAAUGAUGUGUUUCAAAGAUUAGAAGAGUUACAAGACCAAUUAAGAUCAACCCAAGAAUCUUGGGAGAAGACAAUUUUGAAAAAGGAAACAUUUGAACAACUGAACACAAAAGUCAGAGAUUGUGUUUAGGAUGAGCUCAAGUUUUUGCAUCAGUGUCUAAAUGAUGCCAGAGGACUGGUGCUAGAGUGGCAAUCAAAGAUGAAGGCGGAUGUUUUACUUGCUGUUGGUAAUUUAAAAGAAAAAGGGGAUUUGUGUGGCAAAAACAUAGCUCAAAAUACUGCUCAGAAAACUAAAGAAGAGUUUGAAACAGAAUUGUUGCAAAUGAAUGCAAAGUUUGAGAAAGAAAAGCAAGCUUUCUUAGAAAUCAAGAUGAGACUUGACCUUGAAAAAAAUGAAAUUCUAGAUCAACUAAAGCAACUGCAAGCUGAAAAGGAAAAAAGUGAAUGUCGACAUAGAGAAGAAACUGAAAAAUUGAGUGAAAUUGUGGCUGAUUACAAAGCCAAAUUGGAAGAACAUGAGGGUGCAGCACAGAAGCUUCAAGAAAGCAAAUCACGCUUUGAGGAAGAUCAGCAAAUACGAUUCAAUGCCAUAAUGAUGAAACUAAAGAGGGAGAAAGAACAUGCUGUUUUACAGGCACAAGAAAAAAUUAAAGAGUUGAAACAGAUAGUUGAACAACAGGAGAAAGAGGUAAAGUCCUUAGCAAUGGAGAAAGAAAGAAUCACAGAAGAGCUUGGACAAGUCCGCAGUGCCUUUUGUAAAAGAGAACAGGAACUUGUUGCAGCUCUUCAAGACAAAGAAUCAAAAAUUCUGAACUCAGAGAUCCUAAUGAAAAACAAAGAGGCAGAAUUCUUGCAGCAGAUUGAAAAGGAGAAAGCAUCAGCACUGGCAUUGCUGCAGGUUGAACGAGAAUUGUGGGAAGCAAAUAGAGGGCAAGGGUUACCAGGGAAACUUCAAGAAACUGACUGUGUUACUGAUGCUGUGCUUGAGGAAGAUAAUCAACAGAAAGUGAAAUUACUGGAAGAGGAAAACAAGAGACUUGCUGAAAACUUGUCUGAGCAAACUUUGGACAAGUCUGGACAGCUGAAACAAGCUCUGGAUGCAAAAGAUCAACAGAUAAAAACUCUUAAGCAACAGCUAAAUCAGAUGAAACAUCUGAGUGGAGCAAGUGCAGUAUCAUCAAAGAUGGACAAAGUGUCUUUGAUAGACUUUCAAAGUGGUGAUUUAAUUCUUCUUGUAUUUGAUGAACGAUAUGAGAACUACUUAGCAUUGAGCACAGGAAAGACAUUGUUCUUUUUACACCCAGAUUCAAUGGCAGGAUUAGAUCUUGCAACAAGUGGCCCUAAAAAACAACCAUGGAUGCUUGUACAGAUGACUGAUAAAGAAUAUUGUCAAGCUAAAAAGCCUCACAACAGGUUUCGGGUUCCUGUGGGAACAAAGUUUUACAGAAUACAAGUCAAACCUUGUGAAUUGUGAACAUUCAUGAAAAGGAAUGUGCUUGUAAACCUCUACAUUCAGGAGAAGUCAUGUAGAGCAUCUUGAAUAAGAUUCUGAAGAUAUUAAUGUACUCCAAGGAAUAAAGUGUAAAGUGGAGUGCAUUGAUACCCACUGGAAAGUUAGGAGCACUCUGUGGACCUGUACCCCUCAGAUAGAGUGCAAAUGUUAAAUUCAUUAAUCCUUGUAACCCCAAAAUGUAGGCUUUUGUGAAAUACUGGUGUUUAAAUAUCUAAGUGGGAGGAUUGUAGAGGGGGUGGGGUCUGAAUGGUGUGUUUUAGUUAGGCUUCAAGAAAUAUUAUAGUAAGAAUUAUUAUUGAAUUUACCUCUUUGUACAAGGAAAAUCUACCAAAUUGGACACUUUUUGAUAACAAGGACAUUCUUUACCAAAUUUUUCGAUUCACUACCAAGGAUAUCUUAUGUACCUUUUAUAUUGCUGGUAAAAUAGCCAGUACUCUUUCCUAAUACGUGUUAUCCUAUGUUAAAAGCCUACAAGCAAGUGCUCAUGAUGAUACAAGGUUUUUAGUGGUAUUAGCAAUCUAGUUCUACAUCAAAUUUUCAUUUCUGUGUACAGUUUCACAAUGCUAGGUAUUUUCAUUAGUAAACCUGUGCUAGAAUUGCCAGCUGUACUUUACCCUGUGAAAGCCGUAAAGCUAUUUUUGUUUUGGAAAGAGUAGCAUCUGAUUUUGAAGUACACAAUUACUGUUAAUAUUGCUUUGAGUCAGGGUGAUAGCUUUAACUUCAAAUUUUGGUAUUAAUAAUGUUAAGAAAUAAAAUAAUUCUGAUUCUUUUUAAGUGUG
This is a messenger RNA of Stylophora pistillata, 4715 nucleotides long. RefSeq lists its product as uncharacterized. NCBI's taxonomy places the organism in Eukaryota, Metazoa, Cnidaria, Anthozoa, Scleractinia, Pocilloporidae. The record is from RefSeq and is a predicted model, not a curated record. Gene Ontology annotation, biological process: ribophagy; autophagy of mitochondrion; autophagosome assembly. Gene Ontology annotation, molecular function: protein kinase binding; molecular adaptor activity. Gene Ontology annotation, cellular component: phagophore assembly site membrane; Atg1/ULK1 kinase complex.